UGGACAGAAUUGAAGAUGUUCAAGAACUCAUAUUCUCUAAAGAACCUGACCUGUCAAGAGCUCUUCUUCCUGUUCAAACUAUGCACCUUACUAUAAUAGUAGCUCAUCUGGGAACAGAGGAAGAAGUGAAAAAGGCUGUCUUGGCACUGAAGCUAAGCAAGGCUAAAGUGGAAGACAUCUUGCAGGGUAAAGACCUUAAUUUGACAUUCCAUGGGAUUGGAGAGUUUAAUAACCAAGUGCUGUAUGUGAAAAUGUUGGAAGAAGACCAGGAAAUGCUUAACAGAAUUGCAGCAGCUGUAGAAGAAUGCUUUAUUGAAAUGAAUCUCGACAUUUCAGGAAGCAAGGACUUUAAACCACAUCUAACUUUCUUGAAGCUCUCAAAAGCAUCAAGGUUGAGAAGAAGGGGCUUCAGGAAAAUUUGUACGGAUCUGUAUAAGGAAUAUGAAGAGAGCCACUUUGGCACAGAGGCUGUCAGUCGAAUUGAUCUCUGUGCCAUGCGUAAGAAGAAGCAGGAAUCUGGUUACUAUUAUUGUGAGUGUUCAAUCUAUGUGGGCUCCAGAGAUACAGAAGAGAGCAAAGAACAAGAAAUGCAGACAGAAGAUGUGGGAGAAACAGGCAGUGAAGACCUCACAAACAAUGUAGUGAAGGCUGAAAUAGGAGCAACUGCUGCAAGCUGUAAGCUUGCCUCAACAGUAGUAGCUGAUGAUAAACCAUCUGAAAUUGUUGCUGAGGCCUCAAUUGCAAUUAAAGAAAAAGAAAUCAAUGAGGCAAAGGGACAGCCUGAAGCUACAGAUGGAACUUUUCCUACAGCUGGAGAUAUCUGCUCGAAGUCAGUACUUGGUCUGCUGCCAGCAAGUUCAGAUGUGUUGAAAAGCUUGGAAGUGGAACAAGAAAAAGCAAAGAUAGCAGAUGGUAGUUUGCGAAAAACUGAAGCAACAGAAUAUGCACCUGGUCAGACAAGUUUGGGAUAAAGUUGUUGCAGUCCUUGGUGAACUUGGUGAGGGUGGAGAAGGCAGAGGGGUACAGUGGGGCUGACCUGCACUGGGCUGAGGUCAGAAGGGUGGGGAUGGUGAAUUCAUCUUUAUCAGGAGACUAUCUUUUUUGGAGUCUGAUAAAAAAAGUAGAGCAAAAUCUGAGGGGAACAUGACUGAAUAUUGUAAUGGUGAAAUGCCUAGUCCAAAACCUAUACCAUCAGUGUAUUGUGAGCAUUGUACUGCAAAGUGAGCUGUGGUUUACAGAAUCAGACCCUUCAGCAGUUGCCCAUUGAUACAAAUGCUGUUGCCAGAUGCCUUGGUGCACAUUGCUACCUUGGUUGAGCUUCUUUCUGCCCUGCUUCACCCCCUGCCCUGGGCCUGCACCCUCAGCUUUUAUCCUUUGCCUGACUGCCUUCUCUUUGAUUACUGCCUAGAGACACCUCUCCUUGCUUAAUUCCCUACAUCUGCUCUCCUUUGUGAAAGCCAUGAUUGCAACACAAUCAUUCAUUGCAUGUCUGUAACAGGUAGAUGGUGUUAGCUGUUAGCACACUAUUAUGAAGCACAUGCUUUCCUUUGACCUAGUAGCUACUUAAUGAUAAAAUUAUUUUGCCUGAC
Messenger RNA from Parus major (Great Tit), 1589 nucleotides. Its product is annotated as A-kinase anchor protein 7-like. NCBI's taxonomy places the organism in Eukaryota, Metazoa, Chordata, Aves, Passeriformes, Paridae. Gene Ontology annotation, cellular component: cytosol. The transcript is spliced from 4 exons. The record is from RefSeq and is a predicted model, not a curated record. Gene Ontology annotation, molecular function: protein kinase A regulatory subunit binding. The coding region runs from base 81 to 971 and encodes 296 amino acids.